UGGCCUUAGGUAAACAAGGCUUCAUAUGUUGCUGUCAUUUAGCGCACCCCCCACAGAAGAUCUCAGUUACUGCACAUUUCUUGAUUCAAGUGUCUGACAGUCAUAAGAUGUCCGAUAGUGGAGGAGAGCCUAUUGUGGCAGACCCUGUUGAUAAAGACAGUGAACCAGCCGGGUCAGAAGCUGCAUGCCUAUCUAUUGUUGUGCUUGGUGCUUCUGGUGAUCUUGCCAAGAAAAAGACUUUCCCCGCACUCUUCAAACUCUAUCGCCAGGGUUUCUUGCAGUCACAUGAAGUUUACAUCUUUGGCUAUGCCAGGACCAAGAUUUCAGAUGAUGACCUCAGAGACCGUAUUCGGGGAUAUCUUACUCCAAACAAGAAUGCUGCAGAAGGACACACGGAAGAUGCAACAAAGUUUCUGCAACUGAUCAAAUACGUCUGUGGUGCUUAUGACACGGAAGAGGGUUUUCAGUGUUUGGAUAAGGAAAUAUCUGAGUAUGAAAUAUCAAAAAAGAGUAUUGAAGGAUCGUCCCGGAGACUAUUCUACCUCGCACUUCCUCCUUCAGUGUAUCCUCCAGUCUGCAAAAUGAUUAGGACUUGCUGCAUGAAUAAAUCUGAUCUUGGUGGAUGGACACGUAUUGUUGUUGAGAAGCCCUUCGGUAAGGACUUGGAGUCAGCCGAGCGUCUCAGUAACCAGAUAGGAGAACUGUUUGAGGAGCCACAGAUAUAUCGUAUUGAUCAUUAUUUGGGGAAAGAGUUGGUGCAAAACUUGUUGGUACUUCGUUUUGCUAAUCGUUUUUUCCUGCCUUCAUGGAAUCAUGACAACAUCAGUAGUGUACAGAUUGUGUUUCGAGAGGAUAUUGGAACUGAAGGGCGUGGCGGAUAUUUUGAUGAGUAUGGAAUCAUCCGGGAUAUUAUCCAAAAUCAUCUCUUGCAGGUUCUUUGCCUUGUUGCUAUGGAGAAACCUGUCUCUCUUAAACCUGAGCACAUUCGAGAUGAGAAAGUGAAGGUUCUUCAAUCUGUAGCUCCAAUUAAAGAUGAAGAGGUUGUGCUCGGACAAUAUGAUGGCUACUUAGAUGAUCCCACAGUGCCUGAUGGCUCUAACACUCCUACUUUUGCAACUAUAGUAUUGCGUAUACAUAAUGAAAGAUGGGAAGGUGUACCUUUCGUGCUUAAGGCUGGAAAGGCAUUAGCAUCUAGAAAGGCAGAAAUUCGUAUCCAAUUUAAGGAAGUUCCGGGUGAUAUAUUUAAAAGUCAAAAGCAAGGGAGGAAUGAACUAGUAAUACGAUUACAACCUUCAGAGGCCAUGUAUAUGAAGCUUACAGUCAAACAGCCUGGACUUAAGAUGGCAACUAUCCAGAGUGAGCUAGACUUGUCCUAUGGACAACGUUACCAGGAUGUAACCAUCCCAGAGGCUUAUGAACGACUUAUUCUUGACACUAUAAGGGGUGAUCAACAGCAUUUUGUUCGUAGAGAUGAGUUGAAGGUAGCCUGGGAGAUAUUCACCCCUCUGCUUCACAGAAUAGAUAAAGGUGAAUUUAAAUCAGUUCCAUAUAAACCUGGCAGUCGAGGUCCAGAUAAAGCGGAUGAGUUGCUGAAAGAAGUUGGCUAUGUUCCCACACAAGGCUAUAUAUGGAUCCCUCCAACCCUGUAAUCUGAACUACUGUAAGGUUACUAGGUUGCAUGAAGACUUUGUUAUAGCAAACUUUAUAAGAGCAAUACAAUGCUAAAUGCAAAAUAGUUAAGGCUAUAAUAUGUUAAAAAGUCAUUAUACUUCGAUCCUAGUUACAUUUGGGAAUCAAAUAAUUCCAUGUUUAAAUAACUUUUUAACCGAUUCUUCCAACAUUUUUUGGAGCAUGCUACUAACUUGCAUUUAUUUAUAUGAGUGGUUUUUAUUUAUUUA
Messenger RNA from Daucus carota subsp. sativus, 1898 nucleotides. RefSeq names its product glucose-6-phosphate 1-dehydrogenase 6, cytoplasmic-like. Gene Ontology annotation, molecular function: NADP binding; glucose-6-phosphate dehydrogenase activity. Gene Ontology annotation, cellular component: cytosol. Gene Ontology annotation, biological process: pentose-phosphate shunt, oxidative branch; glucose metabolic process. The transcript has 17 exons. The record is from RefSeq and is a predicted model, not a curated record. NCBI's taxonomy places the organism in Eukaryota, Viridiplantae, Streptophyta, Magnoliopsida, Apiales, Apiaceae. The coding region runs from base 108 to 1649 and encodes 513 amino acids.